GGCAAACACUGAAACACCAACGUUCGGGCAUUAUUAUCACGUCGCGUGAGGGCGCAGCGUGUGCGUACUGUCGCGUGUUGGUCGUUGCGGAGCUGAAAAUCGGUGAGUGCGAGCCCAAGCUUUGAAGCUUAGCAUAGCCGAGUUCUCUCGCUCGCUCCGUCUCUGUCUUGCUCGGAAAAGAUAGUAUGUGCACCGAGGUAAUGGUGGAGGCACAAGAGAGCUAACAGCAACAGCAUUUUACGCAUCCCGCGCACCAGAGCUGGCAAAUGGCGGGUGACAGCAGUGCUCGCGUGAACGAGGAGCGCGUUCGCCAAAAGUUCACGUUUAGCCUAGACAACUUUCCGGCUUGACUUAGUACUUCACCUUUGACCACAUUACUCCUCUGCUCCAUCUUGACCUGUGUGUCAGAAGAGCUUUACUAUUCGACUCGUGCAGUACACCAAUAGUAGAGUAGUAGUAAGUCUGACGAAGAUAGUAGGAUUGUGCGCGCUACCUCUUACACUGUCGCGCGCGCAAGAUAAUUGAUAUAACCUACAAAAAUACGUACCCCGUUCCUCGAGAAAGAGAAGACAAGUGUCGAACUGGAAGUUCUGUGUGUUGUUCACCGAAACUGAUAAUCGACACCAUCAUCACUAGGCUGUGUUCAUUCUUUUCUCUCGAUCACUCGAGUGAUUGGAUCUCGGCGAUCGGGACUGAUCCGACUGUUUACAUGUGUGAACGAGUCCGUGUGCCUGAAAAAGCGAAGAGCAAUGCAAGCCGAGCUAAUGUAUCGCAAAAGCAUGCCGAUGUCGGCGACGGCUGGAGUUGGGGCGGCAACGGCAUCGCACCAAGUGGUGAAGCACGAAAGUCGUGAUUCGCGCGAGACCAUUCACUCGGGUCACUUCAUGGUCUCGGAUUUCGAGGCCGAAGCACAAGACGACGAAGAUGAGCUUGCGGUGCCGGUGCCCGAAGAGGAAGCCGCUCGACUCGCCAUCAUAGCACCCGUCGGCUUCUCUCUCGAGCGAUUUGUCUCCAGUUCCAACGCCGUUGACAAGAGCGCACAACAACUUAGUAUCGAAACUUCUCUCAACAAACUCUUCCAGUGCAUGUCGCUGGCCUACAGACAGAAACUGACGUCGCCUAAAUGGAAUCGCUUUAAAGGUAUUCGCUUGCGAUGGAAGGACAAAAUUCGUCUGAACAACGUCAUAUGGCGAUGUUGGCACAUGCAAUUCAUACUAAGGCAGAACACACUAGUGUGCCAAUUCGCAUCUCCACUUGACGUAGACACGCAUAAUAAGCCCGAGGCCGUCGUCUUGGAGGGUAAAUACUGGAAACGAAAACUCGCCGCCGUCACAGCUGAAUACAAGAAAUGGCGCAUGUUCUACCGGAACAAAAUCCUCGGCUGGACGAACAAAGAUGGCAUGGAUAUGUUGGAAUCGAUGGACACUCUGGAAUGGUGCGGCGGUCCGAGCAGCGUGGGAAUGUAUGGGAGCGGCUUGGGCAACUCGUCAGGCGGAGUAUGCGGCACCCCAGGAGAUGGUGUGCACAGCAUGAUGGUUGACGAGGAUUACAUGGAGCUCAUGACCGACACACUUUUCUCAACCAUCAGCUCCAAUCAGCCACUUUAUUUUCCCGAUCCACGUGAAAUCGCGCGAGGAGCUAGCCUUGCUGAUUUCAUACAACCGAGUUUAGGACCUUUGCAACCAAAUUUAGACGACUUCAUCGACACGUUGGAGCCACUUCAAGAGUUCCUAAGCUCGCGGCUACCACCGGUGCCCGAGGAGGACGUCUUCCACGGAACUUCGCUGAGUAAUAACUACCCAGAGUUGGACCUAAUGAAUCAAGUGGCUUCAGGCAAUACUUCGGCCAUCACCGACUCUUCGGUCAUGCAAGCUGCUGCUGCUGCUAAUCAACAACAAUCCAUGCAGACGGACGACGCGAGCGUCGCUUUGCAAAACCUCCAGUAUACUGCCAAGAUUUACACGCAAACACAGAAUGAUGCCGCCAAUGUCUUCAGGAGUAAUGUUAAUGUUAAUGACAACUUCAAUUCGUUGCAACAAAACUACGCUCAACAAAUGCAACAGCAGCAGCCACAACCUGCCUCUCAACCAGUCAGAGAGAAACAGCCACGGCAAAGUAGGGCUGCAUUACGUUCGAGUCGUCUAGCCCAGCAGCAACAGCAGCAGCAACAACAGCAGCAACAACAGCAAACAUAUCAGACUGUGCAGCAGCAGCAGCAACAGCAACAUUUGUCGUAUCAAACUCAACAAAGGAAUUAUCCUAUGGAAAUUCAAACGACUCCGAUCGUUACGCCCAACAACCAAAUGCAGCUUGCUAUAGCCGAACAAACUAGUCAGCAUGUUCAAUCUCUUAUGAACCAGCAUCAACAAAACUUCGUUCCUUCGGAGACGCAGCAAGCUCAACCAGUUCAGAAACAACUCAAAUCCAGUUUGCCGAAUAAACCUUAUAAUAAAGUAUCCAACACGGGUUACAAGUUUCAACCACCACCUCCUACAUUCAAUGCUCAGCAAUGUAAAUUCACUACUAAUAAUAUUAAGGUACUGCCAAUGCAGCAACAGCCGGUGGUCGCAGUGACGGCUCCACAGCCGGUGCAACCGCAUGUGCUUUUGCAGUGUAAAUCGUCGAUUCCAACCGAUCUUACUGCGCCAGCCCUACAUCCGACCAAACUGUUGCCGCGACCUAGCGCUCAAGCACCUGUCGAGGUUAAGGAGGAAGUCUUUGCCGUGCCAAAAUAUCAAAUGAAAGUAAGAAACAGAUCUCGAAGUAGCUCGUCGUUAUCAGCCCCAAGAAUGCACCCACCACCUUUAGUAUCAGCUGUCAGCGAUCCAGCAUUAAACUUGAAUAGCAACGUUCUUCUCGCACACUUACUCACUAACAAUUCAUCGAAUUUAUACACAGUAAGCUCCGGUCCUGAUAAAGUGUCUGCUCAACCUGUUGGCGUUAAACACAUUUUGCCAAUGUUACCGUCAACUAUGGCAUGUAGUACACAAAUUACUCAUACCACUCACCAUAUCACUACUCCUAUCGCGGUGCAAACGAUGCACAACACCGCUAAUGUACAAAAUCAAGCUCAACAGUCGGGUUCCAGUCAGUCGAUUCUGUUGAAUACAAGUCAACCGACACACCAAUCCCAAAGCAGCAAUCCAAACUCGCCAAAGGACGGCUCAAACGCACAUAGUCCACAGGGUCUUAGUCCGAGUCCAUUACACAGUCCAAUGAGCAUUGGCAGUCCUUUAUCUCCUAGUCGAGGUUACGUCAAAGGUGAUCCAGAGCGUGGGCAGUACAAAGAACAGCGUCGUGUCGGGCACAUACAUGCCGAGCAAAAACGCCGGUAUAAUAUAAAAAACGGAUUUGACAUGCUUUACAGUCUUAUACCGCAGCUUAGUCAGAAUCCCAACACGAAAAUGAGUAAAGCGGCAAUGUUGCAAAAAGGCGCCGAAUAUAUACGUUUACUUCGAUCUGAAAGACAUCAGUUAAAGGAUGAAAUGGACAAAUUGAGGUCGCAAAUAGAUUCAUUAAAUGCAUCAAUAAGUAAUUGCCAAGCAAUGUUACCUGCCACUGGAGCUCCAGUUUCUAGACAGAGAACGAAUAAAAUGAAAGAAAUGUACGACGAAUAUGUUAGAACCAGAACUCGAGAGAAUUGGAAAUUUUGGAUCUUUAGUAUAUUGUUGGAACCUUUGAUGGUGUCUUUCAAUUCUUCUGUAUCAACAGCAAGUUUAGAAGAUUUAUACAGAACAACGAUACUUUGGGUAGAGCAGCAUUGUUCAUUAGUAGAUCUUAGACCAGCUGUUCUCAAUUCGUUGAGGUAUCUAUGUACAGCUACGGAUAUUCUCAAUGAUCCGUCUCGUCUACCAGAAGAAGCUCUCGCAGCCGUGAAUCAAAGUGAACGGCAAAAGUCAAUACAGUGAGAACGAUUUCAAUUAAUGUGUGCAUUACUAUGAUAAGUAAGAAUUCGUGAAGGGCACGAAUACUUAAAUAAUUUAAUAGCUUUUCCAUUGUUGGAAAAAUUUCAAGAGCACCUAAAAAAAAUUGAAGUGCAAGACUUGGAUUUUUUAUUUUUAUCGGCUAUCAAGAAAAACAUAGCUUUGUGACUAGAUAAUUCUUUAUUUUUUUCAUAUUAUGACGUAUUCUUAUUUAUAAAAACAAAAAUUUAAUUUCAAAACUUUGUGAGUAUUCUGCCCAACACUUGCCUAACAAUUUACAUUAUAUGAGAGUAGAAAGCUAACAAAGAAUAGAAAAUCAUUCCACAUUUUAAUUAAAAUCUUCAUCUUUGACGAUUCACUCUCAAAUUAAAAAUUUGUUUGCACAAAGUCAAUCUAAGAAACCAGGUUACCAGAGGACUGAAGAAAAUAUUUUUAUAAAUUUUAACACUAAAUUAUGUGUAAGCAAGUGACUUGUUACAUGCAAGCAGCAAAAUAUAUUAUAAACAAGCUUGCAGAAAAUAAUCUGUUAUUUAGUGUGUUAAAGUUGAUAACUUAAUUUUUGCGGUUUCGUACAAGGCAUUGAAGAUUUUACAAUACGGUGGAGGCGUAAGUUUUGCAAAUAAUUUUUUAGAUAAAAUUGUUGUUAUGUUUAUGAGAGCAUGAUGUACAUGCUAAAAAAAAACUUUAUGAAUGCGACCGAUAUUACACUUGAAUUGAAGUUUAGUUUGUUAUAUCGCGUAGAGUAGUAUAGACCUACCUUUUUUCAAUUAAUCAGUUCUAGAGAUUAUUUGUAUUUGCGGGUUCGAUAUGGGAUAAACCAUAGGACUGUGCCUGUAUGGAGUAAAAUGAUAUUUACAAGACAAAUAGCUACAAUAAAGCUUGUUAUACACAUUCUACUCACAAAUUAUACGUAUGUUGAAUCGACGAUGUUAUGUAAUACGAGAUUUUAUUAUGAAAUUUCAUGUGAUAAUGUAAAAAAAUCUUAUUGCAGUUCAAUUUUUAGAUAGAUUAUAAUUGUAAAAAACUUUUGUACGUCACCAAAUGUCAUUAUUGUUAAUAAAUAUUAUCGAAA
This is a messenger RNA of Phymastichus coffea, 4995 nucleotides long. RefSeq names its product MLX-interacting protein (gene Mondo). The coding region runs from base 750 to 3908 and encodes 1052 amino acids. Gene Ontology annotation, biological process: regulation of transcription by RNA polymerase II. Gene Ontology annotation, cellular component: nucleus. Gene Ontology annotation, molecular function: protein dimerization activity; DNA-binding transcription factor activity, RNA polymerase II-specific; RNA polymerase II cis-regulatory region sequence-specific DNA binding. NCBI's taxonomy places the organism in Eukaryota, Metazoa, Arthropoda, Insecta, Hymenoptera, Eulophidae. The record is from RefSeq and is a predicted model, not a curated record. The transcript is spliced from 16 exons.